Messenger RNA from Caenorhabditis briggsae, 1431 nucleotides. NCBI's taxonomy places the organism in Eukaryota, Metazoa, Nematoda, Chromadorea, Rhabditida, Rhabditidae. The transcript has 5 exons. The coding region runs from base 1 to 1431 and encodes 476 amino acids. The record is from RefSeq and is a predicted model, not a curated record.
AUGACGUCAUCUGAAGCCACGUCAUCAUCACAAUUUGAGAGACGACAUAGAAGAGACUCAGACACGAUAGCUAUUGGGAAUCAAGCAACUGCCAACAAAACCGUCCGUUUUCCGUCAGCUCAAUUAACAAAUGAGGAUUUUGUGAGGAUAGACUCAUGGAGGCACGAUAGAGGAUCAGAAGAAAGAGAGUCCGGGGGAAAUUGGAAAACAUUUUUCCAACGCUGUGGAUGUAUAGAAUCCAUUCGACACUGGUCCAGAAGACGUCAAUUUUGUCUGGCAAGUCUUGUCAUUUUACUGCUAUUUUUUAUUGCUUCUGCAAUCGUUUUAUUGAUUUUGUUGCUGGUUAAUAGUGGUACCAGUAACCACAAUUACGACGUUCUGACGAGUCCAGUACCCCCACCAACACCACCGAAACCACCAACAGUAGCUCCAGAAUCUCCAUAUCUCUCAGCUUUUGUCUUUAAAACAACUUCUGAAUUCUACGAUUUCCAAGUGAAGAAUUUAACUUCAUUUACUCCGGAAAAUCUAGGUUACAAGUGGCAAAACCGGAUUUUCGGAUGGUCCCAAAUUUCAAAAAAUCUCGUUGUUUUCAAUCCAAACACUACGAAAUCCCAGAUUUUCAUUUUGGAUUUUUUGGAUACCUGGGAUUGUUCAACCUGUCAAAUUCUGAAAAUUCGAGAUAACGUGGCAAAUCUAGGGAUCAAUGACGUCAUCUAUUGUUGCUCAGAUUGUGUGGGCGGAGUUUAUCACUGCUCCGUGAGAGGAUUCCAAUUUGAGAUCCAAGAUCCACCAUGUGAGAUUCAAAUUCUGAACAACGACGAUUUGUACAUGAUGACGUGGCAGGCUAGCACAUGUACACUACAAACUACAAUGUUGAAUGGAACUGAUGGAUUUAUGCAAAUCGGAGAGACUUCGAAAUGCCCAAAUACCACAACGCCUACAAAACUGUUGAAUCCGAUUCAGAAUCUUGUGACGUCUUCUGAAUUUCUAACUGGAAGUUUGGAAAAUGGUCCCUCAUGGGUUUUGGAUACUGUAGUUAGUAGGAAGGGUGAUUUGGUACUUUUCGAUAUUUAUCAAAAUUUGACAAAUGUUGUGUACUACGGGAUGAGCGUUAAUGGAACCAAUGGUACGGAUACGGGAGCAAGGGUAAUUUCCACUCGUAUCGACGACGAUAUUGAACAUCAACUGAUCGCUGUGAUCUACCCUACCCAUUUUUACGUUACACGAAAAAAUCUACAAUCUGGAUGUGUUACAAUUUUGACGGACCCAGGAUACACCGAAUAUCGAUUUGGCGGCGUUUUUGGGGGCGGAGCUUGGAUUGGUGACGAGUUGAUGUUAUGGUUUUUGGAAAGGGGCGGAGUCAAUUAUGCCACGUUUCAAUUCAAAUUUCCCGAUGAUUAUUCAUGUCCCCAUCAGAAGCCAUUUGAUUGA